AUGGCUGUGCUUCGGGCCCAAGCAAUCAUGAAGAUAAUCGUCGUGAUCGGUGCUGGAGGGAACCAGGGAGGCUCAGUAGCACGCACUUUUCUCAACCUCCCUCACUGGAAGGUCCGCGCCAUCACUCGUAACCCUUCAUCUCCGGCUGCCAAAGCUUUGGAAGUGCUCGGUGCUGAGGUCGUGCAAGCGAAUCUCUCUGAUCCCGAUACUCUAUCGCAGGCCUUCCAUGGUGCACAUGCCAUCUUUCUAAAUACAGAUUUCUGGGCUACCUACAGGUCUUUCGUAGCCACGACAACACCUAAGGAGAAAGGUCCUUUAGAUGGAGAAGAAUUUGACCCCGGCAAAGUCGCGUAUCAGGCAGAGGUUUCCUACGGGAGGAACGCGGCUGAAGCAGCAGCCACAGUACCAACGUUGGAAUGUCUUGUCUAUUCGGCCCUUCCAGCAAUGACGAAGUCGACUGGUGGAAAGUAUAAGUCUCAUCAUGCGGAUUCCAAAGGGGCUAUUGCCGAUUAUAUCGAAACAGAACUCCCAGACUUAGCGAAGAAGACUUCUUUCAUAUAUCUCGGCGCGUACAACACCAAUGCAUUGCUUUCGCCCGUUUUGGAUCCAUCGGACGGCAAAUACAAGUACUUCCUACCGUUGAGCAAAGCCGCAAGAAUGCCAAUAAUCAACCAAAAGGAGUCAACGGGACUGUUUGUAAAGGCUUUAAUUGAAGAUGAGGCACCCGGCACCAAGCUAUUGGCAUACGACACUAAUAGCUACUUGACGUACGAACAGAUUCGUGAUAUUUGGUCAAGGGCCAGUGGCAAGGAGGCGGAUUUCGUGACGGUGACCGUUCAAUUUAUGCAUGAGAAAUUCAAAACACCCAUGGAACUUAUACAGUCUGUGCCGGCCCUGGAGGAAUACGGCUAUACCGGGUCAAUGAAGGUAAUCGAGCCGGGUGAUUUGAAGACUGCUGUGAGAACCAAGUCUUGGGAGGAGUGGAUGAUGGAGAGGGACUGGAAGGCAAUUCUCGAGGCUUAG
Molecule: messenger RNA, 1023 nt
Organism: Talaromyces stipitatus ATCC 10500
Lineage: Eukaryota; Fungi; Ascomycota; Eurotiomycetes; Eurotiales; Trichocomaceae
Exons: 2
Coding region: 1-1023 (340 amino acids)
Source: RefSeq, a predicted model, not a curated record